This is a messenger RNA of Eurypyga helias (sunbittern), 562 nucleotides long. RefSeq names its product E3 ubiquitin-protein ligase MARCH6-like. The record is from RefSeq and is a predicted model, not a curated record. Gene Ontology annotation, cellular component: endoplasmic reticulum membrane. The annotation marks the transcript as partial. The transcript has 5 exons. Lineage: Eukaryota; Metazoa; Chordata; Aves; Eurypygiformes; Eurypygidae.
AGCAGAUAUAUGCAGAGUCUGUCGAUCUGAAGGAACUCCUGAGAAACCCCUGUAUCAUCCGUGUGUGUGUACCGGCAGUAUUAAAUUUAUUCAUCAGGAAUGCUUAGUUCAGUGGCUUAAACACAGCAGAAAAGAGUACUGUGAAUUAUGUAAGCACAGAUUUGCUUUCACACCAAUUUAUUCCCCAGAUAUGCCUUCACGGCUUCCAAUCCAAGACAUCUUUGCUGGACUGGUUACGAGUAUUGGCACAGCAAUACGAUACUGGUUUCAUUAUACACUUGUGGCCUUUGCGUGGUUGGGAGUAGUACCUCUUACUGCAUGUCGUAUCUACAAGUGCUUGUUUACUGGCUCUGUGAGCUCACUACUGACACUGCCAUUAGAUAUUCUGUCAACGGAGAACCUACUGGCUGACUGUUUGCAGGGCUGUUUCGUGGUAACAUGCACUCUGUGUGCAUUUAUCAGCCUUGUUUGGUUACGUGAACAGAUUGUCCACGGAGGAGCACCACAGUGGUUGGAACAAAAUCAGCAACAGCCACUCAAUGGUGGUGGUCAACAAAAUGAG